UCUUGUAAUACCGUAUUGCUUUGGAAUUGUGACCUUAUGUACUUUCGAGGAAAAUAGGCAGGUUUCUCGACAUACCCUGACUUUGAGAAGGGAUUUGCAUGACGAUUAGCUUAGCAACUACGUGACAAAUCAUGACAACGUGAACGCGAUUGGUCUACAGUCUGCUAGAUAGACUGUUAUAUGUUCCUCCAUUCAUUGCCCAAUGGGAUUCCUAUUUGUAUUCUCUCUGGUUUGGUGUACACUUUUCGUCAAUGUUUGGCGUCUCGUUUCCAUAACAACAGAAGAUACCAACAGGAAGUACAGAGGUGUAACCGUCCUGAAACUGGAAAUGCAGGCUUCUCGCGUCGGAGUGGUCAGGGACUCCAUGCUGGCUAAUCCUCUUUUAAUUAGGCCAGCGCUUGGGAAGACCAAGUCUAAAGGGUUGACAUGUCUUGGACCUGACUUUGUGUACGGAACUGUUGCGACCAUCCAGGACGGAGGAGUCUCAGAAGCCUUGUCCAACUGGCACACACACUCCCUACCCACCAGUGGCAGUAGAGGCCACUCCAGGAGGCCUGGGAAGGACUUUGUGGCUCUGAACCGCGAGGGGGUGAAGUCUGGCCUGGUGACUGCCAAGGAGCAUUAUCAGUACCGCGCCACCCACGACAGGAGACAAGCCUCCCUUGCCAGAAGGGGCUCCCGUGUCCCUGUGCCCCCUCGCAUCCCCCCUGACACUACCUUUGGCAUCUCGACACAGCCAUCCACUCCCAUCUGUGAGCUGCUGGAGCACAAGUACGCCCAGCGCUGGUUAGAGGAGCAGCAGGCCAAGGAGAGAGCCCUGGAGGAGAGGCAGCUCAACUUGCCUAAGCUGGGCCGCAUCCAGGAGACACGGACAACUCUGUUGAGGAAGAGUCGGCCGAUGCCCGAGUCCACCCCGCUGUGGAAGCUUCCCCGCUUCCAGCAGGUUGGCCCAGCUCUGGACACCUUCCGGGAUCCAUAUGCUAGAAAGAAGGCCUUCAAUGCACACUUCUCAGACUCCGUGGCACAGACAGGACAGCUGGGCCAGGGAACCUACACUGUGGGCUAAAACAUACAUAGAGAAGAGUCUAUGUAGUAACUGUUGGGGUAGGGAGGCAAAGUCUUAUUUUCCAACCAGCCUUAAUCAAAUUGCUCUCAGAUGCAAUCAACCUAAUAUAUAUAUAUAUAUAUAUAUAUAUAUAUAUUACUCAUACUGACAAUAUUAUUAUCAUGGGAUUUGACUGAUUUCCGGCCGGACUUACACUGUUACCACCACAAGGAUUUGUAAUAUAAUGUUUGUAGACUACACUACUCUUUAACUCAGCGAGAAGGUAAAGUACAAAACACUCAAAUGCUAUGAAUAUGUUUUCCUGGAAAAAUAAAGGAAAAAUAUUUUAAGUUAUUCAAAUAUGCUAAUAUUGCUUCACUUUUCACUGUUUGUUAUUAGGUCAUAGCUUGGCUAUAAAUCUUUUUCUCGGGUUGUGUUCCAAGUAUAAAACAUUUAAAUGGAAAAGUCAGACUGAU
This is a messenger RNA of Oncorhynchus tshawytscha (Chinook salmon), 1521 nucleotides long. It is a transcript of the gene cfap77, whose product is annotated as cilia and flagella associated protein 77. The record is from RefSeq and is a predicted model, not a curated record. NCBI's taxonomy places the organism in Eukaryota, Metazoa, Chordata, Actinopteri, Salmoniformes, Salmonidae. The transcript has 7 exons. The coding region runs from base 203 to 1066 and encodes 287 amino acids.